This is a messenger RNA of Schistocerca serialis cubense, 633 nucleotides long. Its product is annotated as piggyBac transposable element-derived protein 2-like. The transcript has a single exon. The coding region runs from base 1 to 633 and encodes 210 amino acids. Lineage: Eukaryota; Metazoa; Arthropoda; Insecta; Orthoptera; Acrididae. The record is from RefSeq and is a predicted model, not a curated record. Gene Ontology annotation, molecular function: sequence-specific DNA binding.
AUGUACAAACUGAGGUUGUACUUUGAAAUGCUGAAAAAGGAAUUUGGUAAAUUUGACGUCUUUCAUUCAGAACUCUCAAUUGAUGAAAUGAUGGUACGUUAUUAUGGCAAACAUUUAGCUAAAAUGUUUCUGAGGGGAAAGCCUAUCAAAUUUGGAUAUAAAAUUUGGUGUCUUACAAGUUCCAAUGGCUUUCUUUAUAAUUUUUCGCCAUACUGUGGCAAGACUGACAACAAACAGGAGCCUUUAGGUGCAAGGGUAAUAAAUGCACUAACCAGCAUGAUUCCAGAAUCAGAGUAUCCGAAUUAUAUGCUUUUCUUUGACAACUUUUUCACCAGUGUUGACACACUGAUAAUGCUCGGAAAGAGUAAAAUGAAAGCUACAGGAACAAUAAGAGAGAUCCGAACUAAUGCAUGUCCUUUGAUUGACUCGAAAAGAAUGGGAAAAGAAAAGGAACGAGGAUUCUAUGGCUACAUGUUUGACAAAGAGAACGAAGUUCUGGUUGUGAAAUGGAGUGACAACAAACCAGUAUGUGUAGCAACAAAUUACAGUACUAUUACUCCUCUGAGUUCUACUAAAAAGAUACUCACAGGCAAAGAAAAAGGAAAUAUCUGUUACAAUGCCACAUCUCACUGA